Molecule: messenger RNA, 2474 nt
Organism: Pocillopora damicornis (cauliflower coral)
Lineage: Eukaryota; Metazoa; Cnidaria; Anthozoa; Scleractinia; Pocilloporidae
Product: sorting nexin-31
Source: RefSeq, a predicted model, not a curated record
GAAGGAUAAUUAAGAGUUUUCGUAACCAAAGUUUUUUGAUUGCGGGUAUCCUUUAAUCUAUCAUUUAGUUGUGAGUUUCAUCAAAAAAUUUGUACGCUCUUGAAAAAACGUAAUUUUUUCCUUAGUUGGUUGAAUACAAUUCCUGAAAGACAACUUGGGUCUGACAGCCUGAAAGAACGCCACCUAGCCACUUCAACGUUCGCACAUGCGUAGACGUUUGAACGCUGUCAAUCCAAUGACAACUUAAGUAUCAAAGGAAGACAGAGCUCGACAGAGCUGAAUAACGUCUGCGCAUGCGCUGGACUUUGACGCGAAAAACGGAUUUUGAGUCGUCUGAACGUUCGACUUUCUAUUCUGUGGCAUCUAGGCCUUGUUUCCUUGCUGCUUUUCUUUUACAGAAAAACCUCGAAAGACCUUGUACAUCCCUUAAAUAUUUUCAAAAAUUGAUUUUCUCCUUAACAACACUGGAAAUGGGAAAAUGCCUUCAACGAUGCCAGCCCCUUUUUUCUCCGCAAAUUUCGUUGAAUUUUUAACCUCGAGCGCUUGGGCCCGCGUUAUUGAUCGCAUAGCUGUGACGUGACAUUUCGUUAUUCAGUUCUGCCUCAAAGGAAUGUUGUCGAGUAACAAAGGUCUGUUAUUAGUGUCAUACAACUGAAGUCCACUUCCGAUGGUUCUCUAUUUUGACUUGGUCACAAACAAAUCUGCCUCUUGAUUGCUUAAAGAAUUCGUCACUCAAAUUAACCAACGUUAAGGAGCCUAAUUUGAAACAAUUGCAUUAAGUUAUAACCUUACCAAGAGUUCUUCAGCCUUUAUAAAUACCGCGACAGCCAGUGAUUCAUUUUGCUAAAGAAUUCUUGAAAAAAAUAUUUCUAAAUGAUGAUUUAAGCGCUUUUCAUACUCUCUACAUUAUAGAAUUAAUUACGUUUUCUGUAAAAAGGAAUUUGUCGUCUUAUUCAUAAUUCAGAAGCUUUCUAAAUUACACCAACCACUUAACUCAUGUUUUGUCAAAACUGAAAUGUGAAAGGUCUGUAUUUUUUGAUGUGCUAAUUGCGGUUAAGAACCUUAUUAUCACUGAUUUGUCUUCAGAAAGAAUUAUCAUCCGAUGAAAGCGCAAAGAUGCCUGGGGAACGCACGGAGUUUUAGUAAGUAUGCUAAAAUUCAGAUAAAAUGGCGGAAACGAAAUCGAAACCAAUCCCACGAAAAGACAAAAUUUGUGUGUGGACUUUUCCUGAAGGGACACAGCCUGCAGUUCGAGUUGAAGUCGACGGAGGGAAAAUCAAAGCUGAAGAUCUCCUAGAAAUAGCCGGGAAAACUUUGGGAAUUAACGCCAACAGCCUACAGUUUUUCGGUCUCUUCCGCGGAAUUGAAAAUCCUACUAAGAAGUACGGUAACAACGAAUUUAUUUACCUUCCAUGCCGCUACGUUAUAUCAAUACAAAAGUGGUCUUUCGACGUUCCGAGAGAGCAAAAGCAUCUUAAAACAGAUGCCGGCGCAAUGCACUUGAUCUGUUUGCAGUGUAUCGAGGAUAUUCGAUGCGGUAGGCUUAAGCCGAAACCAGAUCACAUUCCUCUACUGAAGGAAUACAGAAAUCCAGCUUUUCCUUGCGACAAGCAGUACGUGGAACUUUGCCAAAAAAUGUUCGGGUAUGGCUACGUUUUCCUGCACGAUUGCACAAUUCAGAAUGAUGUUAAAAUGAAGGAAGUCUCACUCACACAAGGAAUGCAGGUUAAUCUGAUAGCCAACCGAAGAGGAUUAAUGAUAAAAUCAAAGAAGUCAGCAUUUUUCGCUCCAUGGCGAAAAAUCCGUCGUUGGUCUCAGGCUCAGGGUGACAGCAUUCACUUUGAGAUUUACUUCACAGAGGAGCUGCGGUUUGAGUGGGUAGAGGUAGAAACAGAACAAGUGGCCUUCCUCAUGUCAGUUAUCGCCGAGUUUGUCUACCUUAUGAAAAAAGAUCUCGAUGAACCAGAGGUGAACACAUCCAUUUGGAGCAAGGGAAUCCCAGUGAAAAAGCUGACAUGGAAGCUCAUCAAGAAAGAGCUGUUCUCCAAAGACAAAAAACAAGAGGAGAGUGACGACGAAGAACAACCCUGCCAGGGAUUUGAUAACCUGGAGGAAGAGGCUUCGACUGAUGAUGAAGGGUCAAGUGAUGACGAAGAAGGGGCUAAAGCUGCUACAUCUUCACGUAAAAGCUCCCAAUACCGUUUCAGUUGAUUUUUUUAGGAUAUCUUUCACAGUUGUCGUCGUAAUUAGACCAGCAAAGCAUCUGAUUGCCGUUCUACUCCUUCAUAUAGACAAACAGUUUUUCGAAUUGUGUUUUGCUCCUACCCUUCUCAAUAUAAUAAAGGGAAAUAACAAACACUCACAAGUAAUCAUGAAAGUGACACGUCUCCUUAAUAUCAUAAACGUUACGCAAGUAGGAAAUAACCGGUUCUUCCCCCUCAACCUCUCCCCGCUUCCUGUUCUCUCCCUUUUAC